This is a messenger RNA of Tigriopus californicus, 4008 nucleotides long. It is a transcript of the gene cdc14, whose product is annotated as dual specificity protein phosphatase CDC14A-like. The coding region runs from base 655 to 2295 and encodes 546 amino acids. Lineage: Eukaryota; Metazoa; Arthropoda; Copepoda; Harpacticoida; Harpacticidae. The record is from RefSeq and is a predicted model, not a curated record. Gene Ontology annotation, molecular function: protein tyrosine/serine/threonine phosphatase activity; protein serine/threonine phosphatase activity. The transcript is spliced from 2 exons. Gene Ontology annotation, cellular component: centrosome; nucleolus; kinociliary basal body. Gene Ontology annotation, biological process: microtubule cytoskeleton organization; cilium assembly; positive regulation of cytokinesis.
UUUGCAUCGCUGACUUGUACAUAUCGAUGUACGAAUAUCGAGUCGCUCGAUCGGCUAGGCCUGGUUCAAGAUGGGACUUGAGUUCCAGUCAAAGAAAAGAAUUCGAGUAUAUGUAUAGUACAGUAUGUUGUAUAUGCAUGUUAGAGGACGAGUCUACCUAGGUCUGAGUUUUGUACUCAAGCACCACAUAUGCGCGUCAUACAUUGUUCAUGUUGUGGGAGUACGAGCGAGAGACGAGAAAGACGAAGGAGUAGAGCAAAUUCGUACUUGCAUAUGAAGAGGAUGAUCAUGAGGUGAGAGUAGAAGCGGGCGAUUUUCCGACUUCAUCUCCAGUUCUACCUGUGGGAGGUUACAGACUGUGUAGUGUACAACCAUGAAGAAGCCUCGCUAACCCGUAGUAGAGAAUAGUACGUCGGCGGGCAAGAAGCCUUCACCUCCUUUGGUGCCUGGAACCCAAUUUCGGGUCGUCCUCCUUUAGCAGCCCAAGGCAAAGGUGAGCCAGUCAACCGAACGACCGACCGUACGUCCGUACUGACGAAAUAGAGAGUGGAGGCGUUCGUUGGUUGAGGUAAUUGAGAAAAGACGACGUUCAACUGGUUCAACUAAUCUUGGGGAUUGUGAACCCAUGAAUGCGACAACCUAAGAUUCCUCAUCAUGGAUAGUGCUCACAGUGAUGUCUUAGUGUGUGCUUCGGAGUAUAUCCCGGAAAGGUUGUACUUUGUGACCCUCAAGACCGACGUCAAGCCCAAAUCCACACCCAACACACACUAUUUCUCCAUCGACGAUGAGCUGAUCUACGAGAAUUUCUACUCAGACUUCGGUCCCCUCAAUCUUGCCUUACUUUACCGAUAUUGUUCCAAGCUAAACAAGAAGCUCCAUGCUCAAACCUUGGCUCGCAAGAAAAUUGUGCAUUAUACCACCUUAGACGCUAAGAAACGUGCCAAUGCGGCUUUUCUCAUUGCUAGUUAUGCUGUCAUCUACCUUGAGAAGACCCCCGAAGAGGCUCAAAAGCCUUUAACUGGAGGCCUUAACCCUCCAUUUGUGCCUUUCAGAGAUGCCUCUUACGGCGUAGCUGUGUACACGAUCACUCUUAAGAGUUGUCUUGAUGCAAUUUUGAAGGCCAAACAAGCUCAUUUCUUUGACUUUGACGAUUUCGAUUGUGAAGAGUAUGAGCACUUUGAAAGAGUGCAGAAUGGAGAUUUCAAUUGGUUGGUACCGCAAAAAUUCCUUGCAUUUUGUGGUCCUCAUUCCCACAGCCGGGUGUAUCAGGGCUAUCCAUAUCAUUCCCCAGAAUCUUAUUUCAACUACUUUCGUCUUCAUCAUGUGACUACUAUAGUCCGCCUCAAUAAGAAGAUUUAUGAUGCCCAGAGAUUCGUGCGGGGCGGCUUUCAGCACGAGGAUCUGUUUUUCAUCGAUGGAAGCACCCCUUCAGAUGAGAUUUUGGCAGAUUUCAUCCGAAUCUGCGAGAGUGCCAAAGGAGGUAUUGCUGUGCACUGUAAAGCUGGUCUUGGCCGAACAGGAUCACUCAUCGGAUGUUACAUUAUGAAACACUGGCGAUGGACCGCCAUGGAAGUGAUCGCUUGGCUCCGGAUUUGCCGUCCCGGUUCCAUUAUCGGUCAUCAACAAGAUUGGUUAGAGGAGAAACAGGCGGAGAUGUGGCUGCAGGGAGACCAGUUCAGGCGGCACAACAAAGACAAAGUGCUAUUGGAUAAGCCAUGCAAAUAUCCAAUCUACAGUCUUAGGUUAAAGGAGAUAUACCAGAGAGAAAUGGCCAAGAGAAACGGGACCGCCGACAACUACUCCCGGAUGGUGAAUAAAGUCGAAAGAAUUAACAUCCAAGAUGACGACAAUGGGAACAAUCCCCUAUCUCAGAACACACCCGCGUCUUCAAACUCUUUGGUGGACGAGGAGAUUGAGAACGAAAUCAACGACGAGAAAAUCAAAGAACUAGUGGAGGACGAAUCCAAUGGAAACAUUCCUAAUCACAGCUCUUCUAAGGUAGCUCUCACUCAAGGGGACAAACUGAAUCAGAUCAAGGCUCGGAAACACACGCAAUCCCUUGGUCCCGUGAGUGUAGAGAAUCUCAAAGCCCAUCAUGCUCGCGUCAAAUCGGUCCCAUCUGGAGUCAAAAAUGGAACUUUGCCUGGAGGUUUGAAUGCCAAUCAUACAAAUGCAACGGGUGUGCCAUCUCGACCCGUCACACGGCUCGCCUCCAGAUCAAAAGGGAAACUAGACCAACCUUCCAAGAACACUACUUCUGCCAGUAGUCCUCGUAAAACGAGUGCUGUCAGAUGACUGCACGCCGUGGUCGGAGUCGUCACCUCCAAUGCCAACGGAGGUGACGAUCAUCCGACCACCACCUCCUCAUCUCUGUCAUCUAUCCCGGGUCCGUCCCAUCAGAGCGAUGGAUCAUUCUCUUCCAUGAGUAACAACAACAACAAUAAUAAUAAUAAUAACAGCAGUCACCACCACCACCAACACAAUGUGAACAACAACUUGACAGCCAAAUCCAGCCCCGAGCUUUCCCCUUAUGUGGUGUCAUUGAGGAGCGGACAACCGGUCACGCCCGUCAACUCAGCAACUAAAUCGAGAGUGACUCGAAAUCAUCUCUUGCCCCCAAUUGCCGGCGAUACACGACGCUCGAGCAAAAGUGGAUCUUCAAAGUCUCGGAGUCACACCCAUAGAUCGUUGAAGUCGAGUUCUCGUCAUGGAACUGCCAUCAAACGCUCGCACAGUGCCAGUCACAACUCCACGCCCAUAGAUUCGAUACCUUCUUCACCGGCACGAAAACAUCGACAAGGUGGGUACGCUCAUACCGCUUCCGUUCAUAGAGGUAUGAUUGGCUCACCGGAGAAAUCAGUCAGAAGUCGCCAAAUCAACAAGAUCGAGACUGUGCGAAUUCUUCGUGCACGACCUUUGUUUUAUCCCGUGAUCAAAGACAAACCUUGUGCCACACCAACUUCGCUGAUGCCACCACACAGUUCGAUUCCUCGGAACCGGACAAGUCGAUCGAAUUCGGCCACUCCCUCUCCUCAUUUGAUUGGUCUCGAGCUCCCAGAGAACUUGAUAACCACCUCUAAACCGUUGCACCCGGGCCGUCCAGAGGCCAAAAGGAAAAGGCGAGGGAUAAAAACAAGCCAGACCCAUUCAUCUUCAUCGACCUCUAAAUCAGAUUCGACAGCAAUAACUCUUUAGAAAAAUCAGUUACUUCGAAAAGAAGCCCCUACACGAAACGUCACUACGUGCCAAACCCUCGUACUCAAGAUGGUUCUCUCAAUUGAAUUCAAAGAUAUCCCAAGGGUUCGUUCCCAUUUCGAUCAGCAUUAAUCACCCCAGGAACUAUAUACCUGAUACCAUUGUACCCAAGUAGGCGACACUUAUCUCGAAAACACUCUUUUUGUCUUCCUCAUCCAUAAAAUCUUGAUGAAUGUUUCCUCACUAGGAAGCCUUUAAUGAUAAAAGAAAAACAGUGUUAGAGGUGCCCUUUCAGAGAUGGCAAAUUUCCUAACCUGAUAUCUGUCCAGUACUUCAUCUUCGAACAAUCAAAUUCUCAAAGAAUAUUGCACAUUGAUAGAUUGAACCCAAAAGAUUGGCCACGUAAGUAGCAAUGUGUUACUAUUGCAAAAUGCUCUUGCCGCCCGACUUUGUACAUUUUGACUACCAUUACAGUAAUAACUCCAACAGAAUGCAUCCCUAUAUACUUAAAAAGAAUUCUCUGCUAAAAAGUGUACCUUAAAAAAACAAAUUGAAAUUAGAAACACUUUAUUUGUUUUCUCAUACGUUGCGAUCUCAAAAGCGCAUUUAUUUGUAUAUCAAUACUAUGAAACACUACCAUUUCCAUUACCUUGUACUAUCAUUAUUGCUGCUCUUCUUCUCACGCUACUGCUAUUUCUACUAUUGAUAAUACUGCUUCAUUCCCUCAACAAUUAAUUACUCCGUACAUUUGGCAUGUCAAUACUAAGGAAUACUAUGAGAAAGAUAUCGUAAAUAUAACCAAAUUUAAGUCAG